GUUGUGAAAGUCGCUUUGGUAUAUAAUGUUACUCAAGGUCGAUGAGCUAGAAAGAUAACGUUUAAUUUAUUGGACAGGGAAGCUUAAGAUUGUCUUAGAAUGAUAACGAACAAAAAUAUCGCUGAGCUAGAAGAAAAGGGUUACACGAUCGUUGCCAACGUCCUUACAGGGGCACAGUGUGACCAAGCCAUUACCGAAUAUCGGACAUGGCUGGCCCAUUUCGGUGAGAGGUUUCCUAAAUCGUUUAAUUCUCUUAUCAAAGACCAUAAUGUUGGCCACAUGGAUACCACAUGGAGACUUCGUCUUUUGUCCAAACCGGUAUUUGCACAGAUCUGGAAGACUGACAAAUUGCUGACAAGUUAUGACGCCAUCGCUAUCGGACGUCCGCCGGAAGAUGGCGACGAGGACUUUCAAGAGCCAGGAAAGUACUGGUUACACGCUGACACAACGCCCUCCCGUGUCGGACUGCAUGCUUACCAAGGUGCCCUCUAUCUCGAAGAGCAGACGAAAAAGGAUUGGACAUUUCAAGUUAUUGAAGGCUCCCAUAAGUACUCAGAGAAACUUUUUCAAGAUUGUCCGGACAAGACGGAGGCGUCGCGGCGCUUGGGGUAUUACUAUAAACUAGUGGAUGGCGAUACGCAAUAUUUUGAGGACAAAGGUUGCCGGACGAUGCGAGUUCCAGUGCCUAAAGGAGGAAUGGUUCUCUGGGACUCCAGACUUGUGCACGCGAAUGCGAGACCUUUGCCGAAUCGGAAGACAAAGGGUCGUUGGCGUUUUGUGACGUUCAUAUCGAUGACGCCAGCUAUUUGGGCGAACGAGACGGACCUGGAGAAACACAGGGAGGCGUACCGGAAACCCACACUCACCACUCAUUGGUCCUCACAGGGAAUUCGCCUACUGAAGACCUCGUGCUCACCCGGUAUUCCUUUCCCGAACACCGUACCGGAAGUUGCGCAGACACUGGAGGCGCGCCAGCUGUCUGCGAUGGAGCCAUAUGAUUUCAACGACGGUCGGCCAAAUGGAGAUGAAUAUGUACCAAAAUGGCGUAAGAUUAGCGUUGAACUGGCGCCCGAACUCGACUUUGAAAAACAAUACGCGAACGGACACAUUUAAUUAAUUCAGAUCGAUGUUUGUUUUGCUGGUUUGUGAUUCCCGAUUUAAACCAGAUACUGUUUUAUGUGCCCGUAUUGACGUGUUCCACAGUUAUGCCGUUUCGGAUCUACCAAAUUAUAUACGAAGUGCACGCAUUAAAAUGAACACAAUUUUAAGGACAUUUAAGUUAAACUGGUGUUGAAAUCCGGCAGGAUUCAUUUAUUGAGUUGGCUUUAUUCGAAUAAUGGCGACCGCGACAAAAUCGUUAAAAAUACAUCAAUACAAUAAUUUUAAAAUUCAGUUUGUCAAACUUUUAGCAAAAAGACUGUAAGAUCCAAACACAGUAACCAGAAACUUUAAAACUAGAAUGUGAACAAGCAGACAUUGCUCACUUGCUCAAAACUAAAAGCUAUUUUAUCCAGGUUAUUGUCUAGUAAUUGUAUAUGUACAUGUGUAUAUAUGUUUAAUCACAAUAUUCGAUCAUUUUACGUCCGUCUUUAGUGAAUUUUAUGCUUGCAUUAGAUGUAUUGAAAUGUUUGAAUCAUUCUUUAUAUUGACCUUAUUCAAACAUGUGUCGUUUUUCAUAUAUAAACUAUCAGGCUUCAGUUUAUUUCAAAAUAUCUAGAUUUGGUUCAGAUACAAACCCCUAUUUUGUGUAUCUUAUACUGCAAACAAUAACGGCAGCAAGAGGAGUGAAGUUUGCCUCAAAUUUCCCUAGCAUGCAUCGUUAAACAAAUGAAAUAGGGAUCCUUCUAUCGUUGUAAC
Molecule: messenger RNA, 1857 nt
Organism: Mya arenaria
Lineage: Eukaryota; Metazoa; Mollusca; Bivalvia; Myida; Myidae
Exons: 4
Coding region: 100-1113 (337 amino acids)
Source: RefSeq, a predicted model, not a curated record